Messenger RNA from Spea bombifrons (plains spadefoot toad), 3506 nucleotides. It is a transcript of the gene IREB2, whose product is annotated as iron responsive element binding protein 2. The record is from RefSeq and is a predicted model, not a curated record. Gene Ontology annotation, molecular function: aconitate hydratase activity; 4 iron, 4 sulfur cluster binding; iron-responsive element binding. NCBI's taxonomy places the organism in Eukaryota, Metazoa, Chordata, Amphibia, Anura, Pelobatidae. The coding region runs from base 35 to 3010 and encodes 991 amino acids. Gene Ontology annotation, cellular component: mitochondrion; cytosol. Gene Ontology annotation, biological process: citrate metabolic process; tricarboxylic acid cycle. The transcript has 23 exons.
GUCAUCGGUGACAGGCUGCGGCUGUGGUGUCAACAUGGCUACCGCAGGUGACGAGGAGACGGGGGCAUCGCCUGCUCGUCUGGCGUGUGAGACUGAAGAUCCUACAGACAAGCCAAGGAUAAGACACACCAGCAUGGCAGAAAAUCCUUUUCAGUAUCUAUUGGAGCCUCUCCCUGGCAGUUCUGACAAGAUGUUUUUCAAUGUGUCUAAGCUCCAGGCUGCUGAGUAUGACUCCUUGCCUUACUGUAUGCGUGUGGUGCUGGAAGCUGUAGUGCGCAACUGCGAUGGAGUCCUGAUAAAGCCACAGGAUGCCAUGAACAUUCUGAAUUGGAAAACAAAAUGUGAAAGUAGAGAAGUCCCCUUCUUGCCAGGCCGUGUCCUCUUGCAGGAUUUUACAGGGAUUCCUGCAAUGGUGGAUUUUGCUGCAAUGAGAGAUGCAGUGAAGAAAUUGGGGCGAGAUUACAAGCAAGUCAAUCCAGUCUGUCCUACAAACCUCAUCGUAGACCACUCACUGCUGCUGGAUGUCACUAAAUGCAGUACAGCACAAAGUGUCCCUACUGCUUCACCAAUUGAAACAAGCAAACCAGCCACCAAACUUUCACCUGCAAAAAUGCCUGGACGUAAACCUCACUGCAGAAGUCCGAAUGGAUGCAAAGGAGCGUGUGAUUCAGGAUCUUCAAGCAAGAACUCUAAGGAGCAAAUUGAGAACACACCUAUGCUGUGUCCUUUCCACUUGCAACCAAUUCCAGAGCCAGAAGCUGCAUUAAAAAGUCUUGAGAUGGAGUUCAACCGGAAUAAAGAAAGGCUUCAGUUUUUCAAGUGGUGCUCCAAGGCUUUCCAAAAUGUGACUGUGAUCCCUCCAGAAACUGGAACAGUGCACCAGGUGAACCUUGAGUACCUAUCCCGUGUGGUAAUGGAGGAGAAGGGUCUUCUCUAUCCAGACAGUGUACUGGGUACAGACUCCCACACAACCAUGGUAAAUGGUCUUGGAAUCCUGGGGUUGGGUGUGGGAGGAAUAGAGUCUGAAGCCGCCAUGCUGGGAAUGCCAGUUACAUUGACCUUGCCGGAUGUCAUUGGAUGUAAACUAACAGGCACUGCUAGCCCCUUUGCUACUUCCAUAGAUGUUGUUUUAAGCAUCACAAAGCACUUAAGACAGUCUGGUGUAGCUGGCAAAUUUGUGGAGUUCUUUGGGGAAGGGAUCUCCCAACUCUCAGUAGCUGACCGCACAACCAUAGCCAACAUGUGUCCAGAAUAUGGGGCCACUGUUGCCUUCUUCCCUGUGGAUACUGUAACCCUUUGUCACCUGAAGCAGACUGGUUUUGAUCCACAGAAUCUCAAAAUAUUUGAAGGUUAUCUGAAAGCUGUGAAGUUGCUAAGGCAUGAGGAUACUUCCAAAUAUCCAGAAUAUUCUAAGGUUUUAGAGAUUAACCUGCACUCCAUUGUCCCAUAUGUGAGCGGACCUAAGAAACCUCAGGACAGAGUAUCUGUGGCAGACAUGAAGAAAGAUUUUGGAAAUUGUCUGAAUGAAAAGGCUGUAUUAAGAGGCUUCCAGAUUCCAGUAGAAAAACAAAACCUGGUGGUACCUGUGACAUUUGGAGGUUCAGAGUACUGUUUGGGACAUGGCUGUGUUCUUAUUGCUGCUGUGAUCAGCUGCACUAACAACUGUAAUCCCUCAGUCAUGCUGACUGCAGGCUUGUUAGCUAAGAAAGCUGUGGAAGCUGGACUCACAGUGAAGCCGUACAUAAAAACUAGUCUGUCUCCUGGGAGUGGAACUGUCACACACUACCUCACUGCCAGUGGGGUGCUGCCAUACCUUAGCCAGCUGGGGUUUGAUAUAAUUGGAUAUGGCUGCUCGCGUUGUGUGGGGAACACAAACCCUUUACCAGAGGAAAUUGUCACAGCUAUUAAAGAGGGUGAGUUGGUGGCAUGUGGCGUUUACUCUGGAAGCAAACACUUUGAGGGACUUCGAUGUAGUUGCGUCCGAGCAAAUUACUUGGCUUCGCCACCUCUAGUUGUGGCUUAUGCUCUGGCUGGUACUGUGAACACUGAUCUGCAGACAGAAGCAUUAGGCAUAAAUGCUAAAGGUGAGCAGGUCUUUCUGCGAGAUAUAUGGCCAAGUCGUGAGGAAGUUUUGCAGGUGGAGGAGAACCUUGUGAUACCGUCCAUGUUCAAAGAGCUAAAAGUGAAAAUAGAGAAGCAAAGUACAAGGUGGAACUUACUAGAUGCUCCAGAAAGCCCUUUAUUUCCUUGGGAUCUCAGAUCGACUUAUAUCAGGAGCCCUCCCUUUUUCUACAAAUUAGAUAAAUUCCCCUCACCUCAGCAGCCCAUCGAGAAAGCACACGUAUUGCUUUAUUUAGGAGAUUCAGUGACCACAGACCACGUUUCGCCCGCAGGAAGCAUCCCUCGUACAAGCCCAGCUGCCAAGUACCUGAUCCAAAAGAACCUAGCACCACGGGAGUUUAAUUCAUAUGGAGCCCGAAGAGGUAACGACGCUGUGAUGACUCGGGGGACCUUUGCAAACAUGAAGCUUUUUAAUAAACUCAUUGGCAAAAUGGGGCCAAAAACCAUCCAUUUCCCUUCUGGACAAACUAUGGAUGUAUUUGAUGCUGCAGAACUAUAUCAAAAAGCAGACAUCCCACUUAUCAUUAUAGCAGGUAAAAAAUAUGGUUCAGGAAGCUCAAGAGACUGGGCUGCUAAAGGACCCUAUUUACUGGGUGUCAAAGCUAUAAUAGCUGAAAGUUAUGAGAAAAUCCACAAAGACCACUUAGUGGGUAUGGGCAUUGUUCCUCUUCAGUUUUUUCCUGGAGAAAAUGCAGAAUCCCUGAACCUUUCAGGGAAAGAACAGUAUUCUAUAUCCAUUCCAGUGGAGUUGUCACCAAAAGAUACACUGGAGGUCAAGACAAACAGUGGGAAGGUGUUCCGUGUGAUUGCAGCCUUUGACAAAGAAGUAGAAGUCACGUUCUAUCAACAUGGAGGAAUAUUAAAUUAUGUGGCCAGGAAAUAUUUAUAAUCCCCUGCCAAGGAUGCUAAUGUCAGCACAUGGUGGUAUUGGUGCCUCCCGCUCCCCUUUACGAAACUUCCAGGAGACAAAGGAUUUUGGGGAAAGCAGUAACCUUCUUCCACUGCUUUCAGGGUAAGACUGGUGCUGCAGGCAUGUCCUCUGUAAGCCCACUGGAGUGGCGAAGGAUGUUUGUCCGUCUACAUGAACUUAUCACAGAUACUUUUGCCAGUGAAGAUGCUGAAUGAACCCACAUCGAUGCUCAUGCACUGCUUAUACAUAAUAUCCCAAAAUGGCAAUUUCAUGGAAUUCUGUUAGCUAUUUUUUAUCACGAGAGGUGGUAUUUUAUGAAAGAAAAAGAACUGAUUCUUCCACAAAACUUGCAGUUUCAUGAAUUUUCUGACUCCUAAGCUGCCUAUGGAAUGAUUUGAUUUAUUUACUUUUGUUCUGCUAAAAGAACUCGAUGUUCGGGAUGGUAUGUAAUAAAAUAAAGAUAAUGAAAAUCUUA